This is a messenger RNA of Paramecium tetraurelia, 1449 nucleotides long. RefSeq lists its product as uncharacterized. Lineage: Eukaryota; Ciliophora; Oligohymenophorea; Peniculida; Parameciidae. The record is from RefSeq and is a predicted model, not a curated record. The transcript is spliced from 3 exons.
AUGGUAUCCUUUAGAUUAAAAGCUAUAGCCCUGCCAAUUAAAUUCAAUUUACAAAUUGGAGCAAAUAUGAUUGGAAAUACACAGGAACAUGAAAUCUGUAUAAACAAUAAAUAAAUUGUCAAUAAUCAUUGCUGUGUUGUUUUGAAUGAAGAGGAAAUAGAACUUAUUGUUUUAGAUGGUCCAGUCUUCUAUAAGAAUGAAGAAGGACAUUUUGACUAAUUGGCCAAAGAGUCUGUACUUAGUUUAAAUAUUGAGUCCGCGGAUUUUUCAAUUAGAUUAGGGUAAUCUAUAGAAGCUAAAGUUUAAGUGGUUAAUGGAACAUAGCAUCAAUAUCUUCCAAGAAAACUGCCUUAAAAAGAAACAAAAUAAUUUAAUUUGCAAGAACGGCUAUCCUAGAUAGAAGUCAAAGUUGUAGAGAGUCUCUAUACAUCUCCUUAGAGUGAUUUAGACCAAUUCUAAUAACAAUAAGAAUAAGAGCCAAACGAUGUAGACUUAUAGUAAAAUGAGGAGAUUAAUUCAAUUUCAUUUAAUUUAAAACAAUAAAAUAAUUAAGAAUAAAAACAAUAGAAACAAAAUUGUGAAUAAGCAAAUUAAAAUGAAACCAAUCAAAGAACAGAUGUAUUAUAAUUAAAUGAUUAUGAAUAAUAAACUGAGAUGUUAUCUAAUGGAACUCCUGAUUUUAAUAACAAUUCCAAGGAUAAGAAGGGAAUACAAAAUCAAACCAAAAAUAAAAAGAAAUCAAAUUAUAUCAUCAUACCAUAGAGAAAAGAUAGAGAAAGUUCUCCUAAAAAGAAAAGUAAUCAUAAGUAGAUGAAAGAAAUAAAAAAAGAAAGUCAAAGAAUGAGCUAAAGAAAAUGCAGCAGAUGGAAAUUUUGUAUAGCAUUUUCAGGAUUUCAUCCAAGUAGAGAUGAACAAUAGUUUUUAUUACUUCAGAAUGUUCAAGUUUGUUUAGAAGAUUACACAUUUAAUAUGCUAAUUAUGGAAGACAAUGUCGAAUUGAGAUCCAUCAAAUUAUUGAUUGCCUUAGCCAAAGGAAUUCCUAUAAUUUCUAGAAAUUGGUUAACAAGAUCAAUUAAUUAAUAUGAGAUUCUCGAUCACAAUUAAUAUUAAGUUCAAUUUUCUAGUGAGUUUUGCAAAGAAUACAAUUUUGAUUUUAAACAAUAUUAAAAAAGACUUCAAAAAUGUAAAGAUGCCAAAAUAAUGCCCUUGAAAGGUGUGACAAUAUUUGUUCCAAAAAGAAUGAACUAUCAUAUUGAACAUUUCGAAUUAGAAUACUUGGUAGAAUCCUUAGGUGGUAAAUUUGUACAUUAAAUACAUGAUGAAGGAGAAGCAUAAAUUUAUAUGUUAAUACCUAAAGAUCAAACAAAAAUCGUAGGCUAUGACUAACACUAACAAAGUCCUAUUGAAUGCUUAUUCAAGAGUGCAUUGAAAUAUAAAAAUCUCCUUUGA